AGAGCUGUAAUCUGGUAUUUUAUUCUCGUUUACUGUUGAUUUUAGAGCUCUUAUUUUGUUACCGGAAAAAUAAUUAUGAUGAAAAUCAAGAUUCAUACUGUGAGUUUAUUAAAUGAGUAAAUAAAUUAACUAAGUUAUCUGAAAAUACAAAAUGUUUUAAUUUAAGAUGAAACAAUCUAUAAAGUUGUUUUGUAAAUCCGGAUGUGGAUGGAGCGGUUUGAUGACGUAUUUCCGCGGUUGCCAUGGCGGCGUGUUUUCAAGCGGGGAUGAAGCGCGAGCCACACGAACGUGAGAUGUCAGUGAGCAGACAGGAUGAUGAUGAUGAUGAAGUGCUCAGUGAUGUGGAGCCUCUUCCUCCAUCAGCUCUUCAUCAGUCUUCUCUUGUGACGCGCUCGUGGCCGUCUUCUCCUCUGGCAGCGUCUCACGAGGUCACCGCUGGUCUCUACCGUUCACUGCAGCGCAGCCGACAGCGGGAGGUCAUAGGUCACACUGCAGCCAGGCCGGUGUCAUUCAUGUCCUCUCCUGAUCUCACCGCCGUCAGAGCCACGCCCCCUCUCUACUCUCAUGGGCUUAAAGAGGCACGGGAGGCGGGACACAUAGAGGACUCCUCCCAUGAUGUGAUUGGCUCUGGAGUGCAGGAGGUGGAGUCAGAAGGUGAUGGACGGUUACACGAGAUGGACCUUCAUCUGCAGAAGAGCCUGAACAGAUCAGCACAGAGAACGAGUGGCAGGAGGCAUGUAGAGGAGAUGGAGAAUGUGAGGACUCAUUUACAGUCCAUACUGAGAUCGACAUCAACGGCUCCACACAGACACGGUGAGCACACAUCACAUCACAUCACAUCACAGGACAUGUUUGUAAUGUUCUUGACUUAUGACAGUAGAGUUCACGUCCCUGUCCCUUAUGCUCAAUUACCUUUUCUUGUGUUUAUGUGUGUGCGUGUGUGUGUGCGUUUGUUUGUUUGCGUGUGUGUGUGUGUGUGUGCCAAAGACUGA
Molecule: messenger RNA, 992 nt
Organism: Triplophysa rosa
Lineage: Eukaryota; Metazoa; Chordata; Actinopteri; Cypriniformes; Nemacheilidae
Exons: 5
Coding region: 243-992 (249 amino acids)
Source: RefSeq, a predicted model, not a curated record